Molecule: messenger RNA, 1047 nt
Organism: Rotaria socialis
Lineage: Eukaryota; Metazoa; Rotifera; Eurotatoria; Philodinida; Philodinidae
Source: the annotation of a GenBank genome assembly
AUGGCGAGUACUAAAAAAAAAGGUGAUACAAAAAGUGCUUCUUCUUCAAAGGCUGCAGCUGUAACUAAGCAUCAUCAUCAUGAUAAUCCUGAUCAAAUAUGUAAUAUGGGUCAGUUUCUCAAAGCUCAUCCAUUUUUAUCACAACUUGUACGUGAUGAUGGAAUUCUAUUUGAAUGUGAUGGUCAAGCUCCUGCUCCAUCGAAAGAUUACGGUCGCCUAGAAAUUACAAUAGAUAAGAUAAUUCUACGUUGGUGGAAAAUAACACUUCGAAAUGUUGAUGGUUCAAUGUAUCCAAGUGAAAAAAAGGAUUCAUACGAAGAUUUUUAUUAUGAUGAAAUUGCUCGACGUGAAGUGUCCCGUUUCUUUGGUCAAAAUACACUUGAUUAUUGUUUAAAUGUAGUUACCGGAAAAUAUGAUUGGAUAGCACGUCUUCCACCAAAUAUUCAAAUACGUAUUCUUUCAUUUGUAAAUCUUGAAGAUAUUCCACAAAUAGCAUUAGUAUCAAAAUCAAUUCGUUCGCUGUGUCGUAAUAAUGAUCUUUGGAGAAUAUUUUAUACAAAUCACUAUGGGCAACAUGCUCUAGAAAAUAAAGAUUUAAUUCAUUUAGCUGAAGAACGUGGUUGGCGUCAUGUAUUUUUUACCAAUCGGUUGAAAUUACAAAUGCAAUUACGUCGUGCAGCUCAAAUUGAUCGUCAUCACCCAGAAGAUCCAUCAGAUCUUGUCAGAGCACGAGAACGUCGUUCGCAAUUGCAACCAAGUCCACCAGCAACACCAAGACAACAAGAGCGCGCUGUUCAACCAGCAAUGCGACGUCAUUCGUUCGCAACACGUAAAGAACCGCCAUUAUAUUCACCUCGUGCAUCACCUCUUCCUGAUGAACAAGAACCUCCUCUUACAGAUCGAUCAUAUAAGAAUGAAUUACCGAGAAUACGCCGGGCACCAUCACCUGCUUCAUCAGUACGAUCAAAUGCAGGUAGUGAUGCUUCGUCAUCAUCGGCUCUACAACCACCUUCGAAACCAUUUCAUGGAUCAUCCAAUCGUCAUUAA